AUGGAUCAUCAGAUUCUGGAAAUCAACCUGAUUUCAGCGCAGGGUCUUAAGGCGCCUCCCUCUAACUUACGCAAGAUGCAAACCUACGCCGUCACCUGGGUCAACCCGGCCUCCAAGCUCAGAACCCGAGUCGACUCGCUCGGCGGCGAAAACCCUACCUGGAACGACAAGUUCCUCUUCCGCGUCUCCGACCAAUUCCUCUCCGGCGACACCUCCGCCGUCUCCGUCCAGAUCUUCGCCGUCGGCUACAUCACCGACGUCCUCAUCGGCACCGUCCGCUUCCUCCUCAGCACGUGCCUCGCGCCGCCGCGAUCUCCAGCCGACAGCCCUACCCGAGCCCCGGCCUUCACCGCCGUCCAGAUCCGCCGUCCCUCCGGCAGAUUCCUCGGCGCACUCAACAUCGCCGCCGCGGUCUACUACUCCGCCGAUUAUCCGAUCCUCGAUAAGGUCUCCGCCGUCAGCUUCCGCGCGUUGACGGAGAAGAAGGCGCGGGAGUCGCGGCGGCUCAGCCGCGGCAAUUCCAGGCUGAGCAAUCAGUCCUCCUGCGGAGAAUCGUGCGAUCUCUCCGAUGCCGACUCCACGGUGUCCUCGUCGGCGUCGUCGCCGGCGCUGAGGGAAUGGAACUCAGUCCGAGAAAUGGCGGGAAAAUUGAAAGGGGCGAAAUCUAACGGUGGAGGAUUGCUGUGCGGGCUGAUGAUGGCGAGGAAGAUCCCAUCCUGUCCGUCAAAUCUUGACACGUGGCGGGGUAAAGAUGACGGGAGUCGGUGA
Molecule: messenger RNA, 768 nt
Organism: Salvia splendens (bonfire salvia)
Lineage: Eukaryota; Viridiplantae; Streptophyta; Magnoliopsida; Lamiales; Lamiaceae
Exons: 1
Coding region: 1-768 (255 amino acids)
Biological process (GO): defense response
Source: RefSeq, a predicted model, not a curated record